UCAAUUGACUUUUACUCGGUCUCAUUGAGUGUUACAAACUUGUCUACGCAGUUUGGGAAAGAUACGACCGACAUUACUCGCGCGAUUACCUUGACUUUACUACUUCGCCCCGUUGGUGCUAUACUCUUUGGUAUGAUCUCAGACCGAUACGGCCGAAAGUACCCUCUGGCUCUCAAUCUUCUCUUCAUAUCUUGCCUUGAGCUCGGCGCUGGCUUUGUCCAGACAUAUUCUGAGUUCCUUGCCCUAAGAAGUCUCUUCGGUAUUGCCAUGGGCGGCAUAUGGGGAUUGGCAGCAAGUACAGGCCUUGAAAAUCUUCCUGUUGAGACACGUGGAUUGGCUAGUGGUAUUCUA
Molecule: messenger RNA, 351 nt
Organism: Lentinula edodes (shiitake mushroom)
Lineage: Eukaryota; Fungi; Basidiomycota; Agaricomycetes; Agaricales; Omphalotaceae
Product: major facilitator superfamily domain-containing protein
Exons: 2
Biological process (GO): plasma membrane lactate transport
Cellular component (GO): plasma membrane
Molecular function (GO): secondary active monocarboxylate transmembrane transporter activity
Source: RefSeq, a predicted model, not a curated record